Schistosoma guineensis is the source of this 784-nucleotide messenger RNA. The record is from the annotation of a GenBank genome assembly. Lineage: Eukaryota; Metazoa; Platyhelminthes; Trematoda; Strigeidida; Schistosomatidae.
AUGUGGUGUGAUUCACUAGUUUGUAAUUUACUGACAACCUUAUAUUAUUACGUAUUACAUGCUUAUGGGGAACAAACUGAAGUCAUUCGAAUGUGCCGGGUACGCUGCUGGUUUUUGUUCUCUGUCAAUUCAUCUCUAGUAAUGACUACUGACUUUGCAAAAUGCAGUCCUAACAAUGUCGAUUCAUCGAACGACCUUCCUCCGGAAAUUGAUAACGAAAUUUUAGAAGCAGAUCUUGAGGAAAAACAACGCCUAAUAAGUCAGAUUUUGGAGCUACAACAUACACUUGAAGAUUUAUCCACACGGGUAGAUGCUGUAAAAGAAGAAAAUUUAAAAUUACGUUCUGAAAAUCAAAUCCUUGGCCAAUAUAUCGAAAAUAUGAUGGCAAAUUCAUCAGUUUUUCAAUCAACAUCACCACGUGUUGAUGAAAAUAGGUCACGUACAAAUAAAAGAGUUGGGAGAUGAUUAUAAGAAAAUGUGAUAUAUAUUACAUACAAUAAAGUUGGCUAGAAAUGCUGAAGGUAAAGAUGGGGAUAAUUAAAUUCUUAAUACUUCAUUUGCCCUAAUUUUUUUGGGACCUGAUAGUUCUGCGAAUUUCAGAGUUUUGAGAUCACGACAGUGAUAAUAAUAUUUGCAAUGUUGGAUUUCAGCUAUUUUCUCAUCUUCGAAUGUUUCUCUUCGUAACUUUUUAAGCUGAUAAUCUUUGUUGUCUUUCUACUGCGCUUACACUAAACAAAGCACUUGUAAUAAAAUCAACGAUAAUAUUAGUCAUGUUAACAUGAAG